Molecule: messenger RNA, 1539 nt
Organism: Aspergillus calidoustus
Lineage: Eukaryota; Fungi; Ascomycota; Eurotiomycetes; Eurotiales; Aspergillaceae
Source: the annotation of a GenBank genome assembly
AUGGCAGCUUCCGCACCCCGCCAGAAACCUGCUCCAGCUCCGUCGAAUCCGGUCCUUCUCGCGGCUCAGGCACAAUGGCUCUUCACCAAUGAAGAGCUUACGCGCGCUCCGUCGCAACUUGACGGUAUGAAGAUGGAGCAAGAGAAUGUCAGCCGGAGCAAAGGAGUUUCUUUUAUCACCCAGGUGGGUAUCAUGUUGAAGUUGCCACAGCUUACGCUCGCGACCGCCGCGGUUUACUUCCACCGUUUCUUCAUGCGAUAUAGUAUGGUCGAUUUACCGCAACGACCAGGGAUGCAUCCUUACCCAAUCGCCGCUACCUCAUUGUUCCUGGCUACAAAAGUGGAGGAGAAUGUUCGGCGAAUGAGGGAACUAGUGGUAGCGUGCUGUCGAGUCGCACAGAAACAACCUAAUCUCGUUGUGGAUGAGCAGUCAAAGGAGUUUUGGAAGUGGCGCGAUACUAUUCUUCACCACGAGGAUCUUUUGCUCGAAGCGCUAUGUUUUGAUCUACAGCUUGAGCAGCCGUACCGAGUACUUUACGAUUUCCUCUGCUAUUUCCGGGUCAAUGAAGACAAGAAUCUCCGCAACGCCGCCUGGGCUUUUAUCAAUGACUCGAUGUUUACCGUCCUGUGCCUUCAAUUCUCCGCCCGCGUUAUUGCUGCCGCCGCUCUCUACGCCGCCGCACGCCAUUGUGACAUUGCUUUUGAAGAUAACAGCUCUGGCCAAUCUUGGUGGGAACAAAUCGACGUCGACUUGUCCGAGGUGCGUCGUGCAUGCACUAGAAUGGCGGAGUUAUACGAAAACAACGCAGCAAACAAACAUAGCCAGUACUACCCGACCACUCCAUUCCUCUGGGACGAAGGCGUUGAGAAGACCAGGAUCCCAAACUCCGGCACCUCGCUCGAAGCACCAGACGCGCCAUCCAGGAAACGAUCACGGGAGCCUGACGGUGAAUCUCAAGAACGCCACAAUACGCAACACGCAUCAUCCUCACAAGUUGAUGAAGCCUCACAAAACGGGACACGGUCCCCAAAACGCCCACGAGUAGGUUCCGACGCAGAGAAAACUCGCUCUGCCGCAACGUCGUUCACCUCUUCUUCUACAUUACCGCAUGGCGGAGUUCCAGCGCCUCCAUCAGCCUCACCACCACCAUCAUUGGCCCACGACCGCCCUCAAAACGGCAACCAUGCGCAUUCUCACCAACAUCAACCCCAUCGCUAUCAACAUCCGUUACCACCUACUCCGAGAACCACAUUCCCACCUCGCAGGAAUAGCGAUAAAAACGUCGACCCAAUCCAACAACGCAUCGACCAAAUAGUCCAGCAAAACUCGGCUUCACCUCCAAAACACAAUAAACGUAUCCCGGACAGUCGGUAUCGCGAAGACGAGCACGCUCAUGGCAGACGAAACUCCUCAUUUUCGUCAGCUACAAGAAAUGAUCACCCACCACCCCCACCAGAGCAUAAUCAGCCUCCGCCACCACCGCCUCCGGAACCAGAGCCUGAUGAUGAAGGAGGCGGUAGCGAGGAAGGUGAAUUAUAG